This is a messenger RNA of Carassius auratus (goldfish), 2030 nucleotides long. RefSeq names its product glia maturation factor, beta (gene gmfb). Lineage: Eukaryota; Metazoa; Chordata; Actinopteri; Cypriniformes; Cyprinidae. Gene Ontology annotation, cellular component: cortical actin cytoskeleton. Gene Ontology annotation, biological process: actin filament debranching; negative regulation of Arp2/3 complex-mediated actin nucleation. The transcript has 7 exons. Bases 141 to 569 code for a protein of 142 amino acids. The record is from RefSeq and is a predicted model, not a curated record. Gene Ontology annotation, molecular function: actin binding; Arp2/3 complex binding.
AACUGAUCCUAGUAGCAUGAAGCCUUUUAUGUAAAAAUCUGGCGCGUCCCAGUGCUCUGAUUGGUCAAAUGAGUGUCACGAGACGCGGUACGGUAGAACCGUAGAACUCCUGCACUGCUGAGCUCGUGCCGUCUGUGAAAAUGAGUGAGUCUUUAGUUGUGUGUGAGGUGGAUGAAGACCUGGUGAAAAAGUUGCGGGAUUUCCGCUUCAGGAAGGAGACUAAUAAUGCCGCCAUCAUCAUGAAGAUUGAUAAAGACAAACAGCUGGUGAUUCUGGAGGAGGAGUAUGAGGAUAUUUCCCCUGAAGACCUGAAGAAUGAGCUACCAGAGAGACAGCCCAGAUUUUUAGUCUACAGCUAUAAGUACCAGCACGAUGAUGGGAGGGUGUCCUACCCUUUGUGUUUUAUCUUCUCCAGUCCUGUUGGAUGCAAACCUGAGCAGCAGAUGAUGUACGCCGGCAGCAAAAACAAACUGGUACAGACGGUUGAACUGACCAAGGUGUUUGAGAUCAGGAACACUGAAGACUUGACAGAGGAGUGGCUCCGAGAGAAACUGGGCUUCUUCCGCUAAGAAAGGACCGAACAAGCUAACACUCGUGUUUAAAGAGUGACCGAGAUGGGACCAUCACCUCCAAAAUGGAGAGAAUUCCAUAGUCCAUCUGAUAAUGUCUGAUUUUGUGUUUGAAUGCUUCCGCCCAAACUAUAAACCCGCCUGUGCUAGUUUAAGAUGACAAAAAUGUGAGGUGCAAAGAAAAUAAAAUGUGAAAGCAAAUUCCACAUAUGCACAUAUACAAUCGCUUGGAUUUUCAAAACCAUUCCUUUCUCAUCCCUGAGUAGUAACACAUGUACUGGCCUGCAUGGGGGUCCAGACUUAAAGCCAUGAUAGUUCGAUGACAUGUUGUGAUUUUGUCAGCUAUUCUUCAUGAUAGAAGAGAUGGCAACAUAUUUAAACAUUGUAAAAAUCUAUAAUGUGGCUUGUUUUGCCCGAUUUGAUACAAAGUCACACAAGUCUAAGUCUAAACCCCUGAUGAGAGCUAAACAUUUUCUUCCUUUGUAAAGCAUUUUCUUACUUUAAUUUUGACCAAAAUAAAUAAUUUUGGUUUGAUAUGUGUUGAACUGUAAUGGUAGGUGAGAGGAUAGAAGUCUUACUGAUAUUUUGGGGAGAAACGGUUUACUGUUUCUGCCCUUUUUGUCAUAAAUAGUUUUUUUUUGCCUCUUUUAAAUUUGUGUUCACAGCGUGAUAAACAAAUCUUGACUAAAGCUCUAGAAUCUGUGAGGACAAUUUGGUGAAAGUUCUGGGAUUAUUUUUACUUGAUUUAGUGUUUUUGGAAGAUGGGGCAUAGAAUUUGUCACCUGGAUGUCCUUAAUCACAGAUCAGCCCUACCUUUUUGAAGAUGUGUAGGUUUAGAUGUACAUCGGGAGAUGUGCUAUGGUGUUAUUCUGCCACAGCCAAUCAUCUCAUUAAUUCCUCUGUUAGUUAUUCUAAAUGAAGCUUUCUGACCGUCCAACUAAACGCUGGAAUAAAGCUGGUGUCACUAUUCUUAAGUUUAUGCAAAGCAUCACUAUUUAUGUAAAAAACAAUCUUUCUAUUGGCAAAAUGUAAACACUGGAAAGUUCUUAAAUGUUAAAAGCUUAACAGAGUAGUAUGAAUAGAAGUGAUGUUAUCGUGGGUUUGAUAAGUUACACCUCGGCAGAUCUCACAUCUUUCAGAAUUUGUAAGAUCUAAUGUGGUUCUGGCUCAUCUCUGUACAUCUGUAGAACCUGUAACACCUGUGAUUAGUGCUGUUUCCUAUUAAACACUGAUUGCUCACUUUGGUGAUUUGUAUGAGGUGGACGUCACGUCCAUACAGUAGUGAACUGUGUAUGUGUUUAACAUUUAUUUUUUUGUAAUGACUGAAGAAGCUUUUCCUGACCAUUUAUAAUUCAAGUUCUCUCUUGAAACCAGAAAAAUGGUUAACCUUUCAAUAUGUGUCUCAAUUACAUUUGUCUGCUGUUUUGAAUAAUUAAAUAAAAGGUUUUUGUCCUUAAAAAA